Messenger RNA from Nezara viridula (southern green stink bug), 3056 nucleotides. NCBI's taxonomy places the organism in Eukaryota, Metazoa, Arthropoda, Insecta, Hemiptera, Pentatomidae. The record is from the annotation of a GenBank genome assembly.
UAAUAAAAUAAAGAUGUUUUUAUAACUUUGAAAGUCUCAAAUAAGAAAAAAAUUUAAAGGGAAAAGGUAGGAAGCUGAGAAAUAAGUAACAAUAAAUAAAAACAAAAUAGGUAUAUUAGGAACUAACAUCAUAUUAUGACUUAUUUAAAUAAGGCACAUAACAAUAUUUUCAAUAAAUAACGAAUAUUUAAGGCACUAGACACUGUUUUUACUUCUUACUCUCAGCUUGUGGCAGCUUUCAACUAGAAUCGUGUUUGACAUAAGAUGUAUAAAUAUCAUAACCAAAUGAUAUAGUACUAUCAUAAAAUAUUCUAUACUUAGUAGGUAAGAAAAAAAAGUUGAUAAGCUGUGCUGGUGGCCACACUACCCAUUCAGCAACAUAAAGUUGUUUACCUUUCUCAAUGAUUUCAUUUCCAAUAUCCUUCAAGGUUGAUUUGUCCAACAAUCCUGACGUUAAAAAGAAUACAGUAAUGGAAACUGGAGAAAAAAAUAUUUGGUCCACUAAUACUUUUUUUAACACAAUUUGAACUGUCCUACCUGGUAAUUUUUUAUCUAAAAACAUGUACCAUUUGUGACAAACAACACCAACUGUGAAUCCAGUAAUUGACAUGUGGCCUGUUCUUACUUCAUCCCAAGUUUUCUUUUCACCCUUCAGAAUCAUGUACUGCUGUUGGGUCAUGUCACCAAUCCCAGAUAAUCCAAUAGAUAUUCCCAUAUUAGUGAAAAACAAAUAUUUAUUGCUAAACAUAACAUCUUUUAUGUGCUUUAUCUUCUGACAUGCUGCAGAAAGACGAUGCAAAAAGCGAACGUUUCUCAUUUCUGAGAUUAACAACCAUCGUCCUCGAAAUUGUUCUCACUUGAUCUGAAGGAGAUAAUGUCACGCCAUUAAUGAAGAACAAAUAAUUUCUGACAGCAUAACCUGGACCAACUUGAAAACUAAUUCACCUCCACUGUAAAAUAACCUUCCUGACUUCGUCUGGCUUUCAAACUGGGAAUUCAAAAAUUGUUGAUUUAAAACAAAAAUUAAAAAUUUAAACAUGUUAUACUUAUUAAUAAAUUCUAAUAAUAUAAUUGACGCAUCUAAAAAUCGUUUUUAGUCUACUGACUUUUCAUAGGCGCUGAUAAAUGUACCUCCAAAUAAAAUUAAUUUCUUCUAAAUUUGAGGUGACUGAUUACAACUUUGGCAAAGAAACGUCAACGGAUAUUAAAAUGUGACAAAUAUACCAAUUAAAUGUCACAAAGAAACGUUUCUUUGUCAGAAUCAUGAUGAUAAAAUUAAGAAAUUGAACAUUGAAAAAUUGAUUAAUGAUGUUGUAUUUAAAGAUUCGAUUUGAAAGGAACAGAAAAUUAAUAAUAUAUAAAACCAUUAUAAAAUCUGAUUUUAUACAAUAAUUCUAAUUUUAUUAUUUUUAAAAACUAGUGGGGGUGGUAUGUUCAUAAUGGCAACACUGCCCGUGGAGGUUACCUAUUGCAGUAGCUUGUGUUUGUUAUUAGUGAAUGUGUAUUGUACAGUUAAUGUUUGUAUUGUGACUUAAGAUUUCAUCCAAAUAUUAAUAUCAUGUCUGACUCACGGAGAGUUCAACUGAAAGAAGACUUGUCUUUUGUGGAGUUUGAAACAAGCGAAAAUGUUGAAGUUAUAUCUUCUUUUCAAAGCAUGGGACUUAAAGAAGAUUUGCUCAGAGGGAUAUAUGCUUAUGGAUUUGAAAAGCCAUCUGCUAUUCAGCAAAGAGCCAUCAUUCCCAUAGUUCGUGGUAGAGAUGUUAUUGCACAAGCUCAAUCUGGUACAGGAAAAACUGCGACAUUUGCCAUUGCCAUUUUACAAUCCUUGGAUACCCAAACAAGGGACACUCAAGUUUUAUGUUUGUCUCCAACAAGAGAGCUUGCUGUACAAAUACAAAAGGUUAUUCUUGCUUUGGGUGAUCUCAUGAAUGUUCAGUGCCAUGCUUGUAUAGGAGGAACAAGCUUAGGAGAAGAUAUUAGAAAACUUGAUUAUGGUCAACAUGUUGUAUCUGGUACACCUGGUCGUGUUUUCGAUAUGAUAAAACGGCGAACUCUAAGGACAAGGUCAAUCAAAGUAUUAGUUCUUGAUGAAGCUGAUGAGAUGUUAAAUAAAGGUUUCAAAGAACAAAUUUAUGAUGUAUAUCGUUUCUUACCUCCAGCUACUCAGGUAGUUCUUAUUUCUGCAACCCUUCCCCAUGAAAUUCUUGAAAUGACCAGCAAAUUUAUGACUGACCCAAUCAGAAUUUUAGUUAAACGUGAUGAAUUGACAUUGGAGGGAAUAAAACAAUUUUUUGUUGCUGUUGAAAGAGAAGAAUGGAAGUUUGACACACUCUGUGAUUUAUACGAUACUUUGACUAUCACUCAAGCUGUUAUUUUCUGCAAUACAAGAAGGAAGGUCGAUUGGUUAACCGAAAAAAUGAGGGAUGCAAAUUUCACAGUUUGUUCUAUGCAUGGUGAUAUGCCUCAGAAGGAAAGAGAUGCGAUAAUGAAGGAGUUUAGAGCUGGAAAAAGCCGAGUGCUUAUAACAACAGACGUGUGGGCUAGAGGUAUUGAUGUACAACAGGUCUCCCUUGUCAUUAACUAUGAUUUACCGAACAACCGAGAGUUGUACAUUCAUAGGAUUGGUAGGUCAGGAAGAUUUGGAAGGAAAGGUGUAGCCAUCAAUUUUGUGAAGAGUGAUGAUAUUAGGAUUUUGCGAGAUAUUGAACAGUAUUACAGUACACAAAUUGAUGAAAUGCCUAUGAAUGUUGCUGAUCUGAUUUAGAUCUCUUUACCAAAAGAAAAGUUGACCAGUUUUUGUUUGGCCUUACAUUUUUUUUUUCUUUUUGUAAAUUCAAGAAAUUUUUGUAGUUAAUUUUUUUUUUAUGUUAACUACUAUUGUAUAAAAUUUAUUUGUCUACGAAUGUUUGAACUUUAUCUCAAAACUGAAUUGUAUAUUUAUGAUGGGAUAUUAGACUCAUAUUAUGUAUAUAAUAAUCAAUAAUCUUUAUGUCUAUCUAUAGAACAGAUUUUUCUUUAUUUUAUCUUUUUAACAAAAUAAAUCUAUCUAUACUGAA